AUGCCUAAUACAGUUGUAUCAAGUAAAGAAACCGCGGGGCACCCUAUUGAGUCGAAACGAACAGAACCCGGUCGCGACAUCAGCCAGCCCAUCGCAGGGGUAGGCCGACCGAUACCGAGAAAUCGGGACCGCGACGUUGGAGGACACAAGGAAUCCGAAAUGAAUCAAGCUAGGAUGGAACCGGGAAUGGCCGAGUUCUUUCGGCAAUUCGCCUCUCAGAUGGCACUGGGGUUAGUGCAUACGUCCCAGAGGUCCAUUGGGUACGAGGACGGCAAGAACAUGAGGAAUUUCCUUGACCUUGUGGAGUUAGAUUUCAUUGAACGAGGGCUGGAGGAGCGGCAGUGGGGAGAAGAACUCAAAAGAUAUCUGACGGGCGACGCCUUGGGUUACUGGUUGUAUCUGCGUCGCACGGGAGUACCCCUGACUGAUUGGGAGCAACUGAGACAGCGAUUCUGUGCGCAAUUCUGUAACAUGACAAAGGAGCGGAUGAAAGUCAUGAUAGCGGAGAAUGUAUGGCGGGGUGAUCACCACGCAUACUCUGCGCGUUUUGCGACUAUCGUGGCCCAAGGGGUAUCCAUAGCACCAGACCUGUUGGUGGGUUACUAUUUGGCCAACCUCCCGGUAGAAAUAUACCGAGAGAUAACUCAAGGGGGAACAAGGAAAUUCGCGGACUGGCAGGAAGCAGCCGCAGCACUGGCUACCACGGCGGCACCGUGGAGGGAUUCAUGA
Eimeria tenella is the source of this 729-nucleotide messenger RNA. RefSeq lists its product as uncharacterized. Bases 1 to 729 code for a protein of 242 amino acids. The transcript has a single exon. NCBI's taxonomy places the organism in Eukaryota, Apicomplexa, Conoidasida, Eucoccidiorida, Eimeriidae. The record is from RefSeq and is a predicted model, not a curated record.